Messenger RNA from Solanum verrucosum, 1265 nucleotides. RefSeq lists its product as uncharacterized. Gene Ontology annotation, cellular component: mitochondrion. The transcript is spliced from 12 exons. Lineage: Eukaryota; Viridiplantae; Streptophyta; Magnoliopsida; Solanales; Solanaceae. The record is from RefSeq and is a predicted model, not a curated record. Bases 47 to 946 code for a protein of 299 amino acids.
CAAAUUCCAAAACCUCCAUUUCCGUCUUGAAUCUCCUUGAUCACAAAUGGCUUUAGGGCGAUUGCAGACGCUUCGAAACAUCUUUGAAACAGUUCAAAUUCGAGAGUUCUCUACCUUGCUAGCCAGCUCAAGAAGCAAUUCAAAAUCUAUUUCAAAUGUUCCACAUAUCACACUGAGGUGCAUAUCAUCCUGCAUCUAUAAGGACCAUGGAGGUAUCCCCUGGACAUCUGGAGAUAAAAUAAUGCUCCAUUCAACUACGACACAGGAGCCAAUAAGCUAUGGUUACAUGCGAUCAGUUACAACAAAAGCAAAAGCUCCAGCCCAAGCGCGGCAAAUGGGAGCAGUCAAAGUGUCUAUGCUGAGUCCUGGAAUCAUAUAUGAGCCUUAUGUCCCUCGUGAGAAAAUCCCAUUCUGGAAGCGGUAUUUCACUAGAAAUGGUUGGAAAAGGACAAAGGAGGAUCUUACUUCAGAGCUAAAAAAUGCAUACGCUAUUGCUAAAUUACGAAAAUCUGGAUAUUCAAAAAAACAGUUCUAUACUGAAGCUGUUACCAUAUACAAAGAGAUAAAUACCCAAAUGGCAAAUGGAGGAAAGGGAACUUUGAGGAAAUUAGUUACGGAGCAUAUGUACUCUGCUCUCAAGAAUGAGAUCAAGCAACGAGAAUCAGUGUGGCCUACUGUCUACUGGGAACUAAUUGAACCAAUUGUAAAAGUGCGAACUCUGCGAGCUCGAUUGAUUGGUGUUGAUCGAAAUGAUCUGAGUAAGGUGUUCAUACAGCUUACACUUGAGUUUCUGGCUAAGCAGAAGUUUGAGGCAUAUGAUGGGAAAGGAGCUGUUGUCUCUGGAGAUAGAAAUAAGGAGGUCUUGGUACGUGAUAUAUGGGUUUUUGAGAAGUCUCUCUUCCACCCUGGAGCAUACUGGCGUUUAUGUGGACGAAUCAAAGUUUAGAUAGACUAAGUGAAGAGGGAGUGAUACACUUCAAUUUUGUAAGAUGCUAAGAUUUGUAACUUAUCCAAUCCUUAGACACUACAUGUCUUUGUUUCUCUCAAGCUAAUUAGUUGGGACUGCCUCAUGGGUCGAAGAGUACUUUUGUGUGCCUUAUCCCCGAGUCCAUUCAGAAAAUUUCCUUCAGACUUGUGUAUCUGCCAUUUUAUGACUUAAUAAGCAGGUGUGGUCCUGAAUAAUCGUUCUUAGAAGAAAACCUUUAAAGAUGUAUUUUUAGUUUUUUGUAAUUGUUUUGAAGUGUUGUCAGUGUGAUUUAAGGGAA